Mytilus trossulus (common blue mussel) is the source of this 504-nucleotide messenger RNA. RefSeq lists its product as uncharacterized. The record is from RefSeq and is a predicted model, not a curated record. NCBI's taxonomy places the organism in Eukaryota, Metazoa, Mollusca, Bivalvia, Mytilida, Mytilidae. The coding region runs from base 1 to 504 and encodes 167 amino acids. Gene Ontology annotation, molecular function: nucleic acid binding. The transcript has a single exon.
AUGAUAUCUGACAAUGCUUCUACGUAUAAAUCUGCAGCGACAGAGAUUUCUCAAAUAUUCAAAUCAGAAACAGUGCACGGAAAACUUAGUGAGUUAGGAACAGUGUGGAAGUUUAUACCCAGCAGGGCUCCUUGGUACGGAGGAUGGUGGGAGCGACUUAUUGGACUUACAAAAACCUCCCUCAAGAAAACAUUAGGACGUGCCUGUAUCGACUUAGAUAUGCUACACACCGUUGUUACAGAAAUCGAGUGCACACUGAAUGACCGACCGUUAACAUACAUUUCUACUGAUGAAAAGGACCCAGAACCACUAACGCCGUCUCAUCUUAUGUAUGGCAGAAGAUUAAAGACACUUCCGUAUCCUUCAAAUGACAACAGCGAAUUCAAAGACACUAGAAAAACACUUACUUGCGCUCAUGCGCUAAAACGUAACAAACAACAGCAAGAAUUACUACAACACUUUCGGACGAGAUGGAAGAAGGAGUACCUUACAUCACUACGAUAA